AUGCCGUCCCGCGCACACACUAUCUGGAACAUCCAGGCGACCCUGACUCUGCCCAUCUUGUGGAGCUUCACGGCCCUGCUUCUGGCCAUGAUCAUACCCCCGCCCUCCCUCAAUACUCAAUUACAACCGGUCUACCACCACUCACCGCGCGCCCAUAUCGAUGCGACGGGUGCGGGCCGCACAGCGCUCAUACUCACUGCUCAUCCCGACGAUGAAGCCAUGUUCUUCUCGCCCACCAUCAUGGGGCUGAAGAACCAUGGGUGGGAAGUGAGGGGGUUGUGUCUGUCCACGGGGAACGCGGAGGGCCUGGGCGCGGAGAGGGUAGAGGAGCUGAAGCGGAGCUAUGGGGUUUUUGGAUUGCAAGAGAGCCAUGUCAAGUGGCUGAACGACUCGUCAUUCCCUGAUAAUAUGGGAGCGGUCUGGAGGAGCGAGGACGUCCAGCGUGCAGUCAGCGAAUACCUCUCUGACCAGCCUGCUGACGUAAUCGUCACCUUCGACAAGCACGGCAUCUCUGCGCAUCCCAACCACGCCUCGCUUUCGUCUUUCCGCCCCGCCCCCUCCUCCACACACCCCACAAUGCUCUACCACCUCAACACCCCGUCCAUCCUCAAAAAGUACUCUGGUCCACUCAACCCGGUCUUCCGUCGGGGCUACUAUCAGCUCGCCAAGGGCAUGUCGGAAUGGGCAGACUUGUUCGACGUUAAGCUUCCAGUCAAGGCGGACUUUUCCGUCACCUCGAGCGGGACCGACUGGAUAAGGAGCGUCCGGGCGAUGAGGGAGCACAAGUCGCAAAUGACUUGGUAUCGGUAUGGGUGGCUGGCGUCAAGUGGGUUGAUGUGGGCAAAUGACCUGACAUUGGUGGUGUAA
Messenger RNA from Dioszegia hungarica, 867 nucleotides. Its product is annotated as putative N-acetylglucosaminylphosphatidylinositol deacetylase. Bases 1 to 867 code for a protein of 288 amino acids. The record is from RefSeq and is a predicted model, not a curated record. Lineage: Eukaryota; Fungi; Basidiomycota; Tremellomycetes; Tremellales; Bulleribasidiaceae. Gene Ontology annotation, cellular component: endoplasmic reticulum. The transcript is spliced from 3 exons. Gene Ontology annotation, biological process: GPI anchor biosynthetic process. Gene Ontology annotation, molecular function: N-acetylglucosaminylphosphatidylinositol deacetylase activity.